Molecule: messenger RNA, 497 nt
Organism: Hyaena hyaena (striped hyena)
Lineage: Eukaryota; Metazoa; Chordata; Mammalia; Carnivora; Hyaenidae
Gene: PI3
Product: peptidase inhibitor 3
Exons: 3
Coding region: 1-333 (110 amino acids)
Biological process (GO): innate immune response; antibacterial humoral response; copulation
Cellular component (GO): extracellular region
Molecular function (GO): peptidase inhibitor activity
Source: RefSeq, a predicted model, not a curated record
AUGAGGCCCAGCAGCUUCUUGGUCUUGGCGGCAUUCCUUAUCCUUGGGAUUCUGGCGGCACAGGCGGCUGCCACAGUUUUUCCUAAAGGGCAAGGCACUGACAGAGUUCGUGUUCUGGUCAAAGGACAAGAUCCGGUUAGAGGUCAAGAUACAGUCAAAACCAAAGAUCUGCCCAAAGGUCUAGGGUCCACUAAGCCUGGCUCCUGCCCCAACAUUCUGAUACGGUGCGCCAUGAUGAACCCCCCUGACCGCUGUCUGCGAGACACCGAGUGCCCAGGGGCCAAGAAGUGCUGUGUGGGCCCUUGUGGGAAGGCCUGCUUGGAUCCCCGAUGAGGUGGGGCCUGUCCUUGAUGCACCUGUGAAGUCCCCAUGGCUGCUGGCCCCGGCCCCGUCACACCACCCCCUCCCGCCCGCACCUUCUCCCUCGCACUCAGGAUGCCCAAGCCCGGACGUGGCUGCUUCUCUCGUUGACUUUGCAAUAAAAGACCACUUUCUGC